Messenger RNA from Leguminivora glycinivorella, 811 nucleotides. RefSeq lists its product as uncharacterized. The coding region runs from base 83 to 811 and encodes 242 amino acids. NCBI's taxonomy places the organism in Eukaryota, Metazoa, Arthropoda, Insecta, Lepidoptera, Tortricidae. The record is from RefSeq and is a predicted model, not a curated record. The transcript has 2 exons.
CAACAUUGUUUAUUUUGGUAUUUUCAACUAAAUUACAGUAAAAGCCUGUUCGCAUUAUCGGACGGUGCGAACAGGCUACAACAUGUCCGAGAAGAACAGUCAGAACAACAGACAACAUGAGACAAGUCAGAACAGGCCAGAUGAUACAAGUUACUGUGAUGUGUUCCUCAGUUCACAGGAAGAUAGAGACAGAUCAUUUUCCAAACUAUACCACGGAGAUGUCAGCGUACUCGGAAAAAUAUGGAUCUGCACGCUCCGGGCGUUUCUGCUAGGGUUCCAAUACCCAUCAUCAGGAUACACGAAAACUCCGAAACAAGAAGAGAAAAUCAAAGUUUCCAAAGUCGUCGUAGAAUGUCCCACAGAAGACAAUACUGAUGCACUUCUUCAUAACAUAGUUCGUCCUUACGUAAGCAUGAUAAGAAGCGCCUGUCAAGGAAUAAUGGAUGUUAGUAAAAGAACUAUCAGUGAUGUCCAAAACGAAAUCAAGAAUGAAGUUGCAACAAAAAAAGAAAGUAUAGUUAAGUAUUUUAGAGGCGAAGAGAAUUAUACCAGAAGAGUUCAAAUGGUUGCAAGUGGAGGUAUGCUAGGGUAUUUAAAACCUGGUGGUUUGCCAACAAGAUUCUUCUGUGCUGCUAUUGGACUGGCUAGUACAGGGAUGUUGUGUUUUCCUAAAGAAACUGAUGCUACGAUAAGGGAGGUCUCUUAUUUUACUGGAAGAGCAAUCAGGAAUGGCUAUUAUUUUAUGACGGACAGAAAACCUCCGGAUGAUCUGCAUUUUCGUGAUGUUUUUAAAAGUGAUUCUGAAAAGUAA